Molecule: messenger RNA, 2284 nt
Organism: Haliotis rubra (blacklip abalone)
Lineage: Eukaryota; Metazoa; Mollusca; Gastropoda; Lepetellida; Haliotidae
Product: NFATC2-interacting protein-like
Exons: 9
Coding region: 36-1040 (334 amino acids)
Biological process (GO): positive regulation of transcription by RNA polymerase II; cytokine production
Source: RefSeq, a predicted model, not a curated record
AAACUGGCGCUAAUCGUCAUUUUGAAAGAAACAAUAUGGGAGACAGGUUACCUCUGGAAAGCAGAGAUAUGAAUGUUAUCUCCGGGUCAGACAGUGACAGCUCAGAUGCUGAUUCUCCUCCGAAGAUCCGCAAAACCCGGUCAACAAGGUCCGUCCGUAGCACAUUAGCCGCCAACCCAACAGCUGUGCCUGUACCGUUUCCCAAGAAACAAGUAUCUGUGUACUCUACUAGAGUCACAAAGUGUUUGGAGGACUUGAAGUCGGGCAGGAUUCAACUGUGCAUCGACAAAGAUGAAGAGGAAAUAGCAAUAGUUGACCCCCUACAGCCAGAUGUAAAAGCCAACAACAGAGUGCCGAUAGUGACACUUGAUGAGAGCAAGGAUGACUUGGAGUGCUCUCAUGUCACAACACCAGAGUCUUCAUUCGUGCGAUCCCGUUCGCCAACACCACCUCCCACCCCCGACUCUACAGUGACACAGAAACCCACCAGGACUCGCAGGAUGAACAGGAACAUGAAGAAGGCUCUCCAGACAUUGGAAGGUAUGAAGGACACAAUACGAGUGCACUCAUCGUCCGAGGACGAGGACCUGGUGAUUAUCAGCCACCUCAGCAGCCCUGCCCCCGAGACCACGAGCAUGACGGCCAAGAUCCGCUACAAGUCCAAGAUCUACAAGUACAGCAUGAGGAAGGCAGACACAUUCCAAAGCAUCAAGACGAGGCUGGCAGGGGACAUUGAUGUAGAGGAGGAUCAUCUGUUCUUCAUGCUGGCCGACAGGAACAUCCUGCCCACAGAAACCCCCCAUCAGCAUCGGCCUGCACAUCGCCGAUAUCAUCGACUGCCACUUGUACAGCCCUGGAGUGUUGGACAUGUUGGAGGAAGACAUUCGGACCAGGGACGCCAUCUCCCUCUACGUCCAGUGCAGCAACAGGAAGAACAAGAUCCUCAUCAAGAUCAACAAGCACCAGGCAUUGCGCAAGCUGAUGAGUACUUAUGCAUCCAAAGUGAAAACAGAACUGUCCUAUUUGAAGUUCAUGUUUGAUGGAGAAGACAUUUCACCGUCCAUGACUCCAGAGACGUUGGAGAUGGAGGACAUGGACACAAUAGAUGCCAUCGAAGUGUGAAACUUGAGAGGAGUUGUACCAGUUCAUCACUGAGGUGUGAGACCUGACAAGAGAGUUGUGCCUGCACAUGCCAUCGAAGUGUGAAAUUUGUUAGAGGAGUUGUGCCAGCACAUCAUUGAGAUGAGUCUUGACGGAAGCUGUGCCAUCAUAGUGUGAGACUAGUCGGAGUAGUUGUGCCUGCACAUGCCAUCGAGGUGCGAGAGUCAUCAGCAGAGUCGCACCUGUGCAAGCCAUCGAAAUAUAAGACAUUCAUUCAGAAGCCAGCCCAUAGAUUUCAUAUAAUUCUCUUUGGCAGGUCAUGCUUCGUGAUGCUCUAAAGCGUGAAUGUUGUCAAGAAGCUGAUGCAGGCUGCUGAAGUAUGCAGGCCCUUGGAGUCUUGCUGAUGGAUGCAAUUAAUGUGUGAGACUUGUCAGGGUGCUCCUACAGACCACUAUACCGAUCUGUGUCUGAGACUUAUGCCUCUUCAGAGCCAGCAUGUAUAUUACAUCUACGUUUGACCUCAGUUCUAACAAGGGCUCAACAUGACCUGGGCUGAAGUCAGUACUGUUAGUUAUUAAUAUGUCCAACAAAACUUGGGUGAAAAGGACAGCUCACGUUAUCUUAUAUUUUUGUAAAAUGACAUUCGGGGCGGUAGGGUAGCCUAGUGGUUAAAGCGUUGGCUCGUCACGCCGAAGACCCAGGUUCGAGUCCCCACAUGGGUACAAUGUGUGAAGCCCAUUUCUGGUGUACCCCGCCGUGAUGUUGCUGGAAUAUUGCUAAAAGCGGCGUAAAACCAAACUCAGUCAGUCAGUCAGUUAAAAUGACAUUCAAAAUUCGCCUGUCAUAGAACUGAGAACAGAAGUGCUCCUGGAAGAGUUUAGUCAUCUCCAUCGUGAUCAUGUCCAUCCAUCAAGUGUAUAAUGUAUAUAGUGUAUCUAUAUAGUAGGUGUAUGUAUAAACACGAGAACAGUAUCAUGUAUGUGUCAUUGUAGAAACAGGUUCGUUUCUAGUGUAUUUCAGCAGACCUGCACUUUGAAUAUUCUGUGCCAUUGGCUCAAUUGAUGCCACAGGAAAUUGAGACUCGUCAGAGGAGUUGUGCCUAUGCAGAGAAAUCUUGCUUAUCCAGACUCUUCCGUUUUCUCACAUUUUUGUCUGAAUAAACAAUUAUCCUGAUGAAUUAUCA